AAAGUUAGCAACUGUUUUUUUCUUUCUUCAUUUUAACCCUUUUCUUGAUAUUUCUAAUAAAAGAUUCUUUUUUCAAAAUUAAUUUUCUCUCUCUGUGUACAAGUGUUUUUGUUGAAAGUUGAAAGGUCCAGGUUUGGGAACACCUAGGAAUAUCUUUGUUUGUUUAAGUUUGACUAAUAAACUUUUGGAACACUUCAACCUUCAAAGUUGGUUGAUUCCCAUUAAAGUUGCCAACUUUGGCUUUAUUUUCUCUCUCUGAUAUGUAUUUGUCAGCUUUUUUGUAUUUGUUUGGGUUAAAAAUUUUGUGUUUGGAUUCUUGAAUUUUCAGAUUUCAAAGGUUUGAUCAGCUGAGGUAAUUGAAUGAUUCAAAAUUGAGGGGUUUUGGAGUUUGUGACUUUGCUGAAAAGGGUCGUUUUUUUUGUGGGAGAAUCUUGGUUUUUCAUUUGGAUGGUUUUUGGUUUAUGUUAAGAAGUUUUUGUUUGCUAGAUGGAUCGUUUUGGAUGUAUCAAGAAAUUGUAAUUAUUGAUACUGAGGGUAUAGAAGUAGGAAAAGAUUGAGAAUUUUUGUAUGAGGGACAUGGAGAAAAAAGAGGGAGAGAAUUGGAGGGAGAUGGUGAAGAGAAUGCUUCCUCCAGGAGUUUCUCUCCCCGAGGAUGGCGAAAAUAUAGAAUAUUCAAUAGCAAUGGAGUAUACUGGUCCUAUGUUAUCAUAUGAGGUUCCUAAAGUAGAGCCACUUGAUGUGAAUUCUAUUGCAAUUCCGACAGCGGAACCUCUUUCCGAAUCAAGAAGAUCAUUGAGUAGUAGUGUUGCCCCGGUUGUAGAACCUAUUCCGUUGCCAGUAUCUCGUAUUGCUGGUGUAACAAGUCCCCCUAGUCAGAGUCCAAGGGUGUCUUUUAGUUCUGAGUCCCAAGUGUCAGUCUUGCAGAACCCGGAUUCUUCUUCAGGUUCUCCCUCAGCAUCCCCGGGUUCCGCGGUGAAUCACCAGGGGAGUGCUGCAAUGCGUUCUGCGAAUGAAGGGAAAAGAGCCCCAGUAGUCACCUUUGUUGAUAGAUCUGAAAAGAAGACGGUGGAAAAUGAGAAUCAAGUCUAUCCAGAAUAUGUUGGAGUUUCUCUGGAAAGGAAGAAGAAAAAGAAGUCAAGAGUCUGUUAUAGGUGUGGAAAAGGGAAGUGGGAAAGUAAGGAGUCUUGCUUCGUUUGUGAUGCAAAGUAUUGUAGCAAUUGUGUGCUCAGAGCAAUGGGUUCAAUGCCUGAAGGGCGUAAAUGCGUGAGUUGCAUUGGCCAGCCAAUUGAUGAGUCGAAGAGGUCCAAACUCGGUAAAAAUUCUAGAGUAUUAUCACGUUUGCUUAGUCCUUUGGAAGUCAAGCAGAUAAUGAAAGCAGAAAAAGAAUGUGCUGCUAAUCAGCUCCGGCCUGAGCAGCUAAUUGUCAACGGAUUUCCUUUGAAGCCAGAUGAGAUGGCAGAACUCUUUGGGUGCGCUUUACCUCCUAGGAAGUUGAAGCCUGGGAGGUAUUGGUAUGAUAAGGAAUCUGGUCUAUGGGGAAAGGAAGGAGAAAAACCAGAUAGAGUUGUUAGUUCAAACCUAAAUUUUACGGGAAAACUUAGUGCUCACGCCAGCAAUGGAAGUACUCAGGUUUACAUUAAUGGCCGAGAGAUAACAAGACGUGAACUCAGAGUGCUCAAGUUUGCAAAAGUGCAGUGCCCUCGCGACACUCACUUUUGGGUCUAUGAUGAUGGUCGGUACGAGGAAGAAGGACAAAACAACAUUCGGGGUAACAUAUGGGAAAAGGCAACAACACGAUUUGUUUCCUCUCUGUUUUCCUUGCCUGUACCACAGGGUCAACUAUAUGGACAUAGAGACGAGCCUAGCAAUUAUACUACUGUUCCAAAUUACUUGGAGCAGAAAAGGGUUCAAAAGCUACUUCUACUUGGACUUGAAGGUUCUGGAACAAGUACUAUUUUCAAACAGGCAAAAAUUUUGUAUGGAAACAAUUUUACCACUGAAGAAAUUCAAGACAUCAAGUUGAUGAUCCAAAGCAGUAUUUACAAGUACCUGAGCAUUCUGCUUGAUGGUAGGGAGCGCUUUGAGGAGGAGUCUUUAGCAAGAGUAAAUGCGGAAGGUUGUAACACAGAAUCUGUUGAAGACAGCCAAUGUGUCUAUUCCUUAAAUCAAAGGUUGAAGCAUUUCUCCGAUUGGCUACUGGAUAUUAUAGCCACUGGAGAUUUGGAUGCUUUCUUCCCUGCAGCAACACGUGAAUAUGCUCCGUUGGUUGAAGAGGUCUGGAAGGAUCCUGCUAUACAGGAAACUUACAAGAGAAAAGAUGAGCUUCAUUUUCUUCCAGAUGUGGUGGAUUACUUCUUGAGCAAGGCUGUGGAGGUAUCGAGCAAUGAGUAUGAGCCUUCGGAGCAAGAUAUUCUGUAUGCAGAAGGAGUUACGCAAGGUAAUGGGUUGGCCUUUAUGGAGUUCCAAUUGGAUGAUCGUAGCCCAAUGUCUGAAACCUAUGGAGACAAUCUGGAAGCUCCUCCCCCGCUCACCAGGUACCAGCUAAUUCGACUAAAUGCCAAGGGAAUAAAUGAAGGAUGCAAGUGGGUGGAGAUGUUUGAAGAUGUCCGUGUCGUAGUAUUCUGUGUUUCCCUUAGUGAUUAUGAUCAUAUGUGGGUUGCUCCAGAGGAGAGUGGUAGUGGUGCGCUACUUCAGAACAAGAUGAUGCAUAACAAGGAACUUUUCGAAACACUGAUCAGGCAUCCUUGUUUCAAAGAGACCCCAUUUGUUUUAGUAUUGAACAAGUAUGACCUGUUAGAGGAAAAGGUCAACCGUGUGCCAUUGGGCGCUUGUGAAUGGUUCACUGAUUUCAAUCCGCUGAGACCACACACUAAUAGCCAGUCACUAGCUCACCAAGCAUAUUACUAUGUAGCAAAGAAGUUCAAAGACCUCUAUGCUUCCGUCACAGGUAGAAAGCUAUUUGUGUGGCAAGCUCGGGCAAGAGAACGAAUAACUAUUGAUGAGGCAUUCAAGUAUAUAAGAGAGGUCAUGAAGUGGGACGAGGAAAAAGAAGAGACUUACUAUGGCGGUGCAGAAGAUUCAUUUUACAGUACCACCGAUAUUAGCUCAUCUCCAUUCAUCCAGCAGCAGUGAAAUAACUCAACAUAUGUUGAUACUUUAGAUAGGAAAAAGAGAGGAGAAUGUAAAAUGGAAAUAAGUUGAAUUUGUAUUUUUCGUCAUCGCCUUUUCAUGGUUUAUACAGAUGUGAUUGUUUCAAGUGAUUAUCUGAGGUUUGUGCCAUCCUCUAGUGUAUGUUCUGGGCCUCCUCAAAGAUCUUGGAUGGCAAUGCAUGGUUGAGAAUAAAUACUUAUUUGCAUUCUACCUCA
This is a messenger RNA of Capsicum annuum, 3365 nucleotides long. Its product is annotated as extra-large guanine nucleotide-binding protein 3. Gene Ontology annotation, biological process: adenylate cyclase-modulating G protein-coupled receptor signaling pathway. The coding region runs from base 568 to 3132 and encodes 854 amino acids. Gene Ontology annotation, molecular function: GTPase activity; G protein-coupled receptor binding; guanyl nucleotide binding. Lineage: Eukaryota; Viridiplantae; Streptophyta; Magnoliopsida; Solanales; Solanaceae. The transcript has 8 exons. Gene Ontology annotation, cellular component: heterotrimeric G-protein complex. The record is from RefSeq and is a predicted model, not a curated record.